UUCAUGAGCUCAGCCCUCGCUGUAGUAGGAUUCGCGAUGUCUGUCUCCGGAUGUGUUCAUCGCAGGCGGUAGUGAUCCAGCAGCAGCAGCAGCAGCAGCGGCAGCAGCGCUGAGGUGAGCGAGUGAGAGCGACUCUCUCAGCAGCAUCAUGGCGGAGCAGAGCGACUCCCCGGCGGCCGUCCAAACCCCGCAGCCGGCGCUCACCACCAGCUGGCCCAUUGUCAAGGAGGCGUACGAGCUCCAGGAGGUGAUCGGUAGCGGAGCCACGGCAGUCGUCCAGGCAGCGCUUUGUAGCCCUCGACAGGAGCGUGUGGCCAUCAAGAGAAUCAACCUGGAGAAAUGCCAGACCAGCAUGGAUGAGCUGUUGAAAGAGAUUCAAGCCAUGAGCCAGUGUAACCAUCCCAAUGUGGUCACCUACUACACUUCAUUUGUUGUGAAAGAUGAACUUUGGCUGGUCAUGAAGCUGCUGAGUGGAGGAUCAGUGUUAGACAUCAUAAAGCACACAUUCAGCAAAGGAGAGCAUAAAAACGGUGUCCUAGAUGAAUCUACAAUAGCAACCAUAUUGAAGGAAGUCCUGGAGGGAUUAGAUUAUCUACACAAAAAUGGACAGAUUCACAGGGACGUGAAGGCUGGUAAUAUUCUACUGGGAGAAGAUGGAUCGGUGCAGAUCGCAGAUUUUGGUGUGAGUGCUUUUCUGGCCACCGGUGGAGACGUCACUAGACACAAAGUGAGGAAAACGUUUGUGGGGACCCCGUGCUGGAUGGCUCCAGAGGUGAUGGAGCAGGUACGGGGUUACGACUUCAAAGCUGACAUUUGGAGUUUCGGAAUCACUGCCAUUGAACUCGCGACAGGUUCUGCGCCGUAUCAUCGCUAUCCCCCUAUGAAGGUUUUAAUGCUCACGCUGCAGAACGAUCCUCCAACCUUGGAGACUGGGAUUGAGGACAAAGAGAUGCUUAAGAAGUAUGGGAAAUCUUUUAGAAAACUCAUUUCCUUGUGCCUUCAGAAGGACCCUGCCAAGAGGCCCACUGCAGCCGAGCUUUUGAAAUGUAAAUUUUUCCAGAAGGCUAAGAAUCGAGAGUACUUGAUUGAAAAGCUGCUUAGUAAAGGACCAAAUAUAAGCCAAAGAGCCAAAAAGGUCAGGAGGGUUCCAGGGUCGAGCGGUCAUCUGCACAAGACCGAGGAUGGUGACUGGGAGUGGAGUGAUGACGAAAUGGACGCGAGAAGUGAGGAGUGGAAGGCUGCUGUCAAUCACGGAAGGUCACGCAGGGUCAAAGACGAAAACCAGCAUGGUGAAGUGAACGCUAACAGUCUCCCGCUAGAGAACCUGUCCAUUCAGCAUCCCCAGGUUCAACCGUUGGAGAAACCCUCGAGCGCUCAGGGAGCGGUGAACAUGGUCCUGAGGUUAAGGAACUCAAGGAAGGAGUUGAAUGACAUACGGUUUGAAUUCACUCCAGGGCAAGACACUGCUGAUGGAGUUUCUCAGGAGCUCUUCUCUGCUGGUCUGGUCAAUGGUCAUGAUGUGGUUGUGGUGGCUGCUAACCUUCAGAAGAUUGUAGAAGACCCAAUUACCUAUAAAGUAUUGACCUUUAAGUUGGUGUCUGGUUGUGACAGCACAGAGAUCCCAGAUGAGGUGAAGUUGAUUGGCUUCGCCCAGUUGAGCGUCACCUGAUAGCAUCUCAUUACCACAGCAGAGGGAGAGCAGGAGGACGGAGAGAGCGAACGCCGCUACCGCAUUCAAGACUUCUGCUGCCAAACUCCCACCUCCUGCUCCCAUUCAGGUUUUCCUUUCCCCCCCGAAUCACCUGCCCUCUUCCGUGAAUGUUUGCACCUGUUCAAUCAAACGCAGCGCUCUUAUUCAAACACACACACACACAAACUCGCCCUCCUUCCCAGACGCUGUAUGCCUUUCACCAAAACAUUCCAGCAGCCAUUUCCCAGAAUUCAAAGCAGGAGCCCAUCAUCUCAGGAGGCAAUAGCUAGUGAAACAAAAAGUUUUUUUUUUUUUUUUUUUUUAUUAUUAUUAUAAUUAUGAUUGUUAUUGUGUUACCUCUUAGCUCUUACCGUAUUGCUAUUAUUGAAAAAAAAAAAGCCUUUUAUUUCACACAAGAGUAGCGUAGAUCGUAGACCACAAAACUGAAGUGGAGACGUCUCCCUCUGAAUGUAAAAAGCACAUUUUCAUUCUGAAUGUUAACGCAUUCGAACUGUAUUGUACAUAGACUUUCUGAUGUCUAAAAUAAGGGAAUAUUUUGUUGUUUUAGUUCCAGCUCAAAGAGUACGAGAGCAGAGAACCGAAUGCUGCCAUGUGCAAACGUACUGCUUUCUUUUUUCGGGACAGUGUUGAAGCUUCGACGCUAGAGGUGCCUUGUUUUUUUUUUAAUCCGUGCCUAAGAAACGUAGGUUACAGGCUUGAAGCUGUUCGGCUGAUGCUGAGCAGGAAGAACGCUGCUCGUCGGCAGAUUCGCUCAUAGUAUUCUCAGCGGCCGGUGGCUCGCGUUGAAGUUCACAGCUGAUGCACUUUGAUUUCAUGCGGUGCGAUGUACGUGCACCUGCGACGCUUAGACCCUAACUAUCCACGUUUAACCCGUUAAAGCUAACAAACAAGGUCAUCGCUACCACAACACACACCCUAAUCCUGAUGUAUCGUAUUCACAAGACGGCCGAUGGUUACACCUCAUUUUUACAGCACUCGAAUGUGUUUGUUUUUGACCCCAGAAUGCAUCUGUCUAUCAGCUAACGUGAAGUAUUUCAUAAAGGAAACCAAAUGUCUACUACUGAAUGACAGAAAAGCCAUCUGUGUGUCCAAAACGAGUAUAGUAACUUGAAUUAAAUUAUUCUGUUCUCAGCCCAAAUGUAAAUAAAUACUAAAUACUUUAUUAUUAUUAUGAUGAUUAAGUUGAAUUGUGUUUUCUAUAUACCAUGCGUGUUCCCUCCCUUACUAUUCAGCCCUUCUGUAAUCGGCAAAGAUAUAAACUUUCUGCGAAGGUACAACAAAUAAAACAGAAUUGCUACUAUUAAACCGGAGCAUGGCUGUGUUUUGGAAGAAAAAGGAUCCUAACUGUAUAAUGUGAUUAUGAUAUUAUCUUUUGCCUGCCUCUGUGUGUGUUUUUUUUUUUUUAUACAGUAAUUGCUGUAAUUUACCACCGGCAAACCCUCAGAAAGAGAUUUCAUUACAGCGUUUUAGUAUCUAAUCGUCUCCUCAUGAAAUGGGGAGAAAAACGAUCAGAUUUAUGCGAGAUGUGGAGCGUUUAUGUGAGCACUUGAACUAGUGGGAUGGGGAAUUUAUCAAAUAUCUGAAAUGAUUUUAAUGUGAUAUUUUAUUUUAUUUUUUAAUCUCUUGGUGCAUACUAUGCAUGAACAGGACUAAUUAUGUGUAAUUGUUUAAGAAAAAACAUUUCAGAAAUAUUUAACUUGAUUUUAAUUUGCCUAAAAUAUCAACUUUUUAGACUAUCGCAGAGCAAGUGCAUCAAUAUAAAAAAAUAUUUUUCAUAUUCUUAUCCUAAUAUAUAUAUUUAUCUUUUUAGCCUUGACACGCACACACACACAAAUACAAACAUAAACACACAAAAAAUGUGCUUAUAGACAUUAAAUUGCAGCAUUGGUUGUGGUCUAUGGUUUUUGCAUGUUUCUUUUAUUAUUUUGUACCCAUGGAAAGAGCCAAAAUAUUUAAAGUUGUUUUUUUCCCCUUUUGUUUCAAAUGUUUUA
This is a messenger RNA of Onychostoma macrolepis, 3702 nucleotides long. It is a transcript of the gene stk39, whose product is annotated as serine threonine kinase 39. Gene Ontology annotation, molecular function: ATP binding; protein serine/threonine kinase activity. The coding region runs from base 149 to 1669 and encodes 506 amino acids. The record is from RefSeq and is a predicted model, not a curated record. Lineage: Eukaryota; Metazoa; Chordata; Actinopteri; Cypriniformes; Cyprinidae. Gene Ontology annotation, biological process: protein phosphorylation. The transcript is spliced from 18 exons.